This is a messenger RNA of Sesamum indicum (sesame), 1022 nucleotides long. Its product is annotated as glucan endo-1,3-beta-glucosidase 4. The record is from RefSeq and is a predicted model, not a curated record. Lineage: Eukaryota; Viridiplantae; Streptophyta; Magnoliopsida; Lamiales; Pedaliaceae.
GUGAACUAAGUAGACAUGUAGUUAAACAUGAAAAACCCAUGAUGCGUGCAGUUAAACAUGAAAAAACCAUGAUGGAAAAUCGUCUUUCAGGUUUGUAAUAUUUGUGGUAUGGUAAAAAGUAAAAACUGGUUCGACACAGUCUGCCCGGGAUUAACUUCUGUCAAUCGAAUAUUGGCAAACCAAGGUCAGUCAACAGAACAACUCAGCAUACAGUAAUUUGUCUUUGAUAUUUCAGUAAGAUUUUACCAAUCUGGCUUUUAUAAGUAAAUUUCAAGAAUCCCACAUCGGAUUACCGCACUCCAGUUUUUUAUUCCAUUGAUAAGGUUGUUUCUGGUGACCUUACAUAGUAUGCAUCAAGGAUAAGAUUCAAGGUGUAUUACAUCUAGAGUCAUUGUCCUAGGAUCUGAAGAAGGCUACAAAUUCAGACUAUGCCAACUUCCAGGUCUCGUGAAAGCUUCAAGACCAGGCCAAUGUCGGUAGAGUUGAUGAAGAUUCUCCUCGCCCUGAUCUUUUUGCUGUCAGUAUUACAGAAUUCUGAUGGACAGUUUGAGGACUACUGCGUAGCAGACGAGCAAACUCCAGAGGACCAGCUGCUGGCGGCCAUGAACUGGGCGUGUGGCAACGGGGCAGACUGCAGAGCGAUCCAAGAGAACCAGCCAUGUUACCUUCCAAACACAGCAAGGGACCAUGCAUCUUAUGCAUUCAACAGCUACUAUCAGAAUAUGAAGCACAAAGGAGGAAGUUGCUACUUCAAUGCUGCUGCAGUUUUAACUGGUCUUAAUCCAAGCCACGACCCGUGCAAGUUUGAGUACCUCCCUUGAGAGCCAGCACUAAAUAGAAGGGCUUCUUCCUCCAAAGAUCUUCACAAUUAUAGCAAUAGGGGUCUGAAAACUUUGUAUUACAAAUUCACAGUGAAAUUCUUGGACUUAAAAGAGUUACUUGUUAUCUUCAUUAUGUGCUUUUGAUUGUAAUAAAAACGGUUAGCAUGUCAUACAAUAUCCAAUUUGGGCUUCUAAACUCAA